This is a messenger RNA of Telopea speciosissima, 546 nucleotides long. RefSeq names its product nuclear transcription factor Y subunit B-3-like. Gene Ontology annotation, molecular function: protein heterodimerization activity; RNA polymerase II cis-regulatory region sequence-specific DNA binding; DNA-binding transcription activator activity, RNA polymerase II-specific. NCBI's taxonomy places the organism in Eukaryota, Viridiplantae, Streptophyta, Magnoliopsida, Proteales, Proteaceae. The transcript has a single exon. The coding region runs from base 1 to 546 and encodes 181 amino acids. Gene Ontology annotation, cellular component: CCAAT-binding factor complex. The record is from RefSeq and is a predicted model, not a curated record. Gene Ontology annotation, biological process: regulation of transcription by RNA polymerase II.
AUGGCUGAUGAGAACAUUACUUACUCCUUUAGAGAAAAAGAAUGGUUCCUUCCCUUAGCUAAUGUUAGUCGGAUCAUGAAGAAAUCACUUCCAACAACCGCAAAGAUAUCAAAAGAAGCUAAGGAGGCUGUCCAAGAAUGUGUUUCUGAGUUCAUUAGCUUCAUUACAGAUGAAGCCUCUGAUAAGUGUCAGAGAGAGAAGAGAAAGACCAUCAAUGGCGAUGAUCUUCUAUGGGCCAUGACAACUCUUGGGUUUGAAAACUAUGUCAGGCCUUUGCAGGUGUAUCUUAACAAGUAUAGAGAAAUUGAAGGAGAGAGGAACAGUACUGCCAUAGCUAGACAAGGAGACCAUGACAAAGUUGAUAAUUUUAUAUCAAUUAAGGGGGACCUUCAGGGUUUUAAUGGUGGGUUUUGUUCCAUGGAGGCCCAAGUAGUUCCCAAGAACUUUGGGGAUAAAGGGAGGGUCACCAGCAGCCAUGGAAAGAACUCGAAGAUGGGUAGUUUUUAUAUGGGUAUGAGAAUCCAUGAAAAUGGAGGAUUUAGCUAA